Molecule: messenger RNA, 393 nt
Organism: Ostreobium quekettii
Lineage: Eukaryota; Viridiplantae; Chlorophyta; Ulvophyceae; Bryopsidales; Ostreobiaceae
Source: the annotation of a GenBank genome assembly
AUGGUAGUCAAUCAUGCAUCUUUACAUGAACUGUGUGGCGAAGCCAUGACUGUUUUUGUGAAUCUGUUGAGCCCCGGAGUUAGGCGGCGCCAAAGCAUCGACGGUCAAAAGAAACAAUGCAGCGAUGAAGAGAUUUCUCAUCAACGGGUGGCUUUGCCACCGCAUUCAAUGUGGGUGGCAAGUCCUGCUCCUCUUGUAUCUACAUUAUCCAGUUUUGUACGAAUUGGGAUGGUGAGGGGUUGGUGGGGUUGGGCGUUGGGUGGAAGGGAGGUCCGUCGGCAGUCCGCAUGCAAUGCGCACCAUGCUGGCAAUGUGAGUGGGUCCGGUAGAAUUCCCCUUAGUAAGCUUGCUUUCGUGGCUCAGAUUUCGAAUGGAGGGAGAGAAGAACUAUAG